UUGCGUCAUUUGGCUUUAAUGAUUAUAAUUGGUGACGCUAUACAUAAUUUUGCUGACGGUUUAGCUAUUGGUGCAGCCUUUACAGAUAGUACCACUGAAGGUAUAGCAGUCAGUGUAGCUGUCUUUUGUCAUGAAUUACCACAUGAAUUAGGGGAUUUUGCUGUCCUUCUAAAGACUGGUAUGACAAUAAAAUGGGCAGUAUUUUGGAAUGUGAUGUCUGCUUUGACAGCGUUUUUAGGAUUGUACGUUGGUUUAUCAAUUUCUGAAGAUGUUGUUGUUCGACAGUGGAUCUUCGCUGUAACAGCCGGCAUGUUUUUAUACAUUGCUUUAGUUGAUGUGGUAGGUACAGCAUUG
This is a messenger RNA of Lottia gigantea (owl limpet), 354 nucleotides long. RefSeq lists its product as hypothetical. Lineage: Eukaryota; Metazoa; Mollusca; Gastropoda; Lottiidae. Gene Ontology annotation, cellular component: membrane. The record is from RefSeq and is a predicted model, not a curated record. Gene Ontology annotation, biological process: intracellular zinc ion homeostasis; zinc ion import across plasma membrane. The transcript has 2 exons. Gene Ontology annotation, molecular function: zinc ion transmembrane transporter activity. The annotation marks the transcript as partial.